CCCUCCCCCUUUACCCACCAUGCUCCGAGACCGGACACUUCACCCCCACAGCGGCAGCUCCAGCUCCCAGAGUGGAGCCCGCGGUGAGUCUCCAAGAGCGCGUCUUCCUUGAAGUAAGAUGAGGGAAGCCGGAGGGAGGAGAAGCUGACCCCUCCCCUCCCUCGCCCCGCGCGACCACCAUGAAGGAAGAGGGCCAAGUUGCCUCCGCCGCCCCUCCACGCGGACACAACCAACUUGCCAGCCCGCCGCCGCCGCCUCCUCCGCCCAGAGCCGCUCACCUCGCCCGCAGCCCGAGGAACGGCUACGUGAAGGGCUGCGCGGCGCCUUUGCCUCGGAGCCCCCCGCUGGCUCUCCUCCGGCUCCUGCCGGGCGCUUUCCGGCGGGUCCUUUUUGCUUUGGGCGCCGCGGCAACGGUUGCGCUGCUCGGGUGGCUCCUCUGGGGGGCGAGCCAGAGGCAGGAGGGGGCGGCGGCGCCCGGAGCGGCCGGGCUGCUGCUGCUGGAGGGGCUGUGCCGCAGCCUUAGCUGUGCCUUCAGCCUGGGCUGCGCCUUCUUCUUUCUCACCCGGUACUUGGCCCGGGACGAGCCCGGCGGAGUCUGGUGGGUCCUGGCGCUGCCGCUGUGCUGCUACGCAGGGGACUGGCUGGCGCUGCAGUGGCCGCUUCUGCCCCGCCGAGAUCCAGCGGAGGAGGGCGCCCCCCAGGCUCCGCCGGCCGAACUGCAGAUAGUGGCGGGCCGGCUGCUGUGCGCGCUCGGCGCCGUGGCGGGGCUGACCUUGUGGCAGCCCAGCCUCAAAAUGGGCAGGAGCCUCCUGGUCUUGUUCUUCUCCAGCCUCGUCUGGCUGGUGUCGCUCACCAGCCUGGGCUCCCUGCCCCCGGCCCUCCGGCCGCUGCUCUCAGGCUUGGUCGGGGCGGCCGGCUGCCUGGUGGCGCUGCCGGGCGUCGAGCGGGGCAUCUUCGCCUCUUGUGGCUCGUCGCCGCAGCGGCGCCCCCUCCAGUCUCACCCGAGGCGGCUCAGCAGCGCGGAGGAGAAGAUUCCGGUGAUUCGACCCCGGAGGAGAUCCAGCUGCGUGUCCUUGGGGGAGACUUCCAUCAGCUACUAUGGCAGCUGCAAAAUGUCCAGGAGACCCUCUUUGCCUUGUAUUUCCAAAGAGCAGAUGAUUCUUUGGGACUGGGACUUAAAGCAAUGGUAUAAACCUCAUUAUCAGAUUGCUUGCAGUGGAACUGGAAUUGAUCUUUCUGUACUAAAAGAAACCCACACCAUGGUGUCUGACCUCCUGAAUGAGCCAGGCCUACCCGCUCAUGUGAUUUCUUCCCUUCGGAACAUUAGUAGCUUGAUGAGUGCUUUCUCAGGCUCAUGCAGGCAAAAAGUUAAUCUGUUUACACCAUUUCCAGGCUUUUAUCCCUGUCCAGAAAUGGAGGACUCAUCUGACAAAGGAGAUUGUAAGCCGCACAAGGGGCUAAAUAGCCGAAAUAGCUUACCAACUCCACAGUUAAGGCGGAGUUCAGGAACCUCAGGCUUUCCUCCCAUUGAACAAUCAUCCACUAGAUGGGAGUGCAAUAAUAGCAAAAGACCACAUCAUGAAUAUAAUUCUUCGAGUCAAGGAUCCUAUCCAAAUGGGCCUUUCAACACAAAUCUAUUGACGAUACCAAAACAAAGAUCUUCUUCAGUGACCUUGGCUCACAAUACAGGGUCCAGGCGAGCUGGAACUUCCUCAAAUUUAAGUCAUUUGAAUUCACCUACUAAUGGAUUUAUAUCCAGUGGGCUCCGCCAGUCACCUGUAGAAUUCCCUGAUACUGCAGAUUUCCUUACCAAGCCAAGUGUUGCUUUACACAAACCUCUGGGGUGUACAUUUAGUACUUCAGAUUUUCAGCAACCUCUUAGAACAUUGUCAUAUUAUACAUGCAGUAGUUGCAGACGUCAGAUGUUCAAGCCUGUUACAGCCUCAUUAUCAGAAUCUGCUUCAGAAUACCAAAGCAGAAAAUCAGGGGAAGAUGGAAAUAAUGAAAUUCCAAAAGACUUUACUCACCAGACAGAGAAGCAACUUGAUGGAACAGGAGAAUUAAAAACACACAAUUGUCAAAUGGUUCAGACUGAAAAUAAGCAAUUUGAUCGGGAGGAAGAGCUUCCAUUAGACCUGAUGCUAAUAGAAGACUAUGAUUCAUUAAUGGAAAAAAUGAAAAACUGGAACUUCCAAAUAUUUGAUCUUGUUCAAGAUAUGAGAGAUAAAUCUGGAAGAAUCCUUAGUCAGGUUGCAUAUGCAUUGUUUCAAGACACUGGAUUAUUUGAGAUUUUCAAAAUUCCACCUAAGCAAUUCAUGAAGUACUUUCAGGCACUAGAAAAUGGUUACCGAGACAUUCCCUAUCACAAUCGAGUACAUGCAACAGAUGUUCUUCAUGCUGUGUGGUAUCUCACAACACGACCAAUUCCUGGAUUUCAGCAAAUGCAUUCUGAUCCUACAACAGGAAGUGACAUUGAUUCUGAAAGGCAACCCAGUCAAGUUGCCUAUAUUACCUCUAAGAGCUGUAUUAUUGCUGAUGAAAACUAUGGAUGCUUAGCCUCAAAUAUUCCAGCUUUAGAAUUAAUGGCUCUGUAUGUAGCAGCCACUAUGCAUGAUUAUGAUCAUCCUGGUCGUACAAAUGCUUUUUUGGUAGCUACAAAUGCUCCUCAGGCCGUGCUGUACAACGACAGAUCUGUUCUAGAAAACCAUCAUGCUGCUUCUGCUUGGAGUCUUUUCUUAUCUCUUCCGGAGUAUAACUUUCUUCCUUGUCUGGAUCAUGUACAAUUCAAACAAUUUCGAUUUUUAGUGAUUGAAGCUAUCCUUGCCACAGAUCUUAAAAAACAUUUUGACUAUCUUGCUGAAUUUAAUGCUAAGCAGGUCAGUGAUGUAAACAAUCAGGGUAUUGAAUGGAACAAUGAGAGCGAUCGCCUAUUAGUAUGUCAGAUGUGCAUCAAACUGGCAGAUAUCAAUGGCCCAGCAAAAGCAAGAGAUUUGCACUUGAAAUGGACAGAAGGCAUUGUUAACGAAUUUUAUGAACAGGGAGAUGAAGAAGCUAGUCUGGGGUUACCUGUUAGCCCUUUUAUGGACCGCCAUAAUCCUCAACUGGCAAAAUUGCAAGAAUCUUUUAUAACUCACAUUGUUGGUCCCUUGUGUAAUUCCUAUGAUUCAGCUGGCUUGCUGCCAGGUCAGUGGAUUGAUGAAAAAGAAGAUAACAUGGAAAACGCUGAAGAUUAUGAUGUAGAAGAAUUAGAUAGUGAAUAUGAUGAAAUGGAGGAUAUUGACACAAAACUACAAAAGAAAAGUAGACAGCGAAUAUUUUGUCAACUAAUGUACCAUUUAAAUGAAAAUCACAAAGUAUGGAAGAAAAUGAUUGAAGAAGAAGAACUAAAUAAAUCUGAAGAGAGCAAACAGUCAGAGAGCACAUCCUUAUGUAAUAAAGAUGAAAUUCAAGUUAUAGAGGAAGCAGAUGAAGAAGAGGAGCAACAUUAAGGAGAAAAAAUAGUCUGAGACCUUUACAGAAUAGUAUAUAGUAUGGCUCCAGAAAAAAAAAUUCCUAAUAGUGACUGAAGACUGACACCAUUGAUAAAACUAAGAAAGAUCUGAUUACUCUGGGUGGACAUUUAUUUCUCAGGCAGUAUCCCACUCCUAUGCACUUUCAUUACAUGAAAUCCCAAAACUUUGUUCAUAAAUUUACUGCAUUCCACAAUGCAAAGGUUUUAUAUACUACCUGAUGUUCAGAUACUUUUUUGCUGCCUUGCUAAAAACAGCUGUUUAUUACUGAAAUUGUAUUUACAUGUUUGUUUGUUUUUAAAAAUCAACAGCCUCCCUUACCAAAGUCACCAGAAUAUUUUGCUUUUAGGAGCAAUAGGGUUAAACAUCUUUAAAGUUCUGAAAUUUGUAUUUUAUUUUUAAAGUGAAUUUCAAAAUCACUGUGCCUACCUAUAACUAUGAAUUUUCAGUUUGGUUUUUGGAAGUUUCUUGGAUUAUCUUGGAUUAAUUUAACCAUUCAGUGACUGCAGCCAGAAUCACUGGGCUUUGUGGUUAAAACUGAAUUCCGCAUGCAUCUGUUUGAUGCUUUUAACCAGGAUGGAUAACCUGCCAUUUUAUUUCUUUGAAAAUGUUUAGGUUUGCAGUGCGUUUACAGGCUAGCUGAUGGGCAGUGCAAUCCUGAGGCGAGAUAGUUGCACCACAAGCAGGAACGGUGCAGCCAUAGCACAGCCAUGUUACCUCCAAAGAGGCGUACUGCAUCGCAGCCAACAAGCCAACAGGGACCCUCCCCCAACCCCUGUGGAACUUCUCUAUGCAGCUCCAUGGGUUGCACAUAUCUUUUUGCAGUUAUAAGUCUACGUUGGUGAAUGAGGCUGUUCCUGAGCUGAAAGGGCUCAGAAAGUUGACUCAAGCCAGCCCCACUCCUGGGAAUGCUCCCUUCAGCACUGGUGUGUGCUCCUGCACAGGAGGAGCACUGGUGCCACAGUGGUGUUGUUACCCAAGUAUUUUGCUGCGACAUUGCUCUCCAGCCCCAGCAUAAGUGCCUCUGCAUUGGCAUAAAUGCCCCUUAUGGUGGCCAAGUAGCAUUUAAGCCAGCAUUGGGGGCACACCGCCUCCUGAGGGGUUUCCACUCAUCCUCUGAAUUGCACUGUAAAUAUACCCCUGUUGCCUUUUUUCUUGAUGUUCUGUAAUAGAACAUGAAAGCUAUUUCACUAUUUUGAUAAAGAGAUUCUGUUGUUUUAGUCUGCAAUGCUGUAUGGUCUGUUUUUACUCAGGAUUCAUGUUUGGGAACAUCAGAUUUUGUAUUACAAUACUGUGCUAAUGUUA
Sphaerodactylus townsendi is the source of this 4814-nucleotide messenger RNA. RefSeq names its product phosphodiesterase 3B (gene PDE3B). Gene Ontology annotation, biological process: signal transduction. Gene Ontology annotation, cellular component: membrane. The record is from RefSeq and is a predicted model, not a curated record. Gene Ontology annotation, molecular function: protein kinase B binding; 3',5'-cyclic-AMP phosphodiesterase activity. NCBI's taxonomy places the organism in Eukaryota, Metazoa, Chordata, Lepidosauria, Squamata, Sphaerodactylidae. The transcript has 16 exons. The coding region runs from base 180 to 3488 and encodes 1102 amino acids.